AAACAUUUCACUGUUAUGUACAUUUCUUACAGUUUGUCCGUUUAGGGUUUUAAAUAAUAUUUUUCAAAACCCUUCCCAUAACCCGAAAAGAACAAAACCUAAUCUUCUUCUCUCUUUAUUUCACUCUCCACAAGCAAAAUCAGGGCUGCAUGCUAAAAGGUAGUAGACAUCAAAGUAUCAUGCAUGCUGUAAAGGGUGGUUGGGUUGGCCAGACAUUUGCCCUGUCAAAGCGCAAUGAGUCUGGAGGAAGGAAGGCUCGCCUUCGAAUUUCAAAGGGGGAGAGGAAGGAAAUGAUUGAAUCUUUUAUCAAGAAGCACCAGAGUUUAAACAAUGGGAAUUUCCCCUCUCUAAAUCUCACGCAUAAAGAAGUUGGUGGGUCCUUCUAUACUAUAAGAGAGAUUGUAAGAGAAAUUAUCCAAGAAAAUAGAGUGCUGGGUCCUGCUAAGUCCUCGCCAGAGGAGCAGGAUCUUGACAAGUUAUACACUCAGUAUUCAUUGGGCACAGUUUCAUCAGAGCCUGAAGCCUCUGGUUCCAUGCUACCAAAUGGAAGUGCUUUUGCCUCCAGUCAACAUCAGGAUUUAACUGAAGAGGUUUACAUAAUGUCCAAGGAGCUUCAAUACGGAUUUGGCAAUAGAAAAAUCAUCGAUGUAAGUCUUUCACCUCUUAAUAAUAAAGAAAGUGACCAAAAGAUAAGUGUGGAAGAAGGGGUUGUAUCUAGGAGUGAAUCACUAGAAAAAAAUGCUGAUAUGGAAGAAAUGAUAGUCUCAAGGAUUAAACCACUGGAAACAAGCAAAAAUAUGGAUGAAGUGGUUGUAGAUACAAGUGAACCACUGGAAACAAAUAAACGUAUAGGAGAAGCAAUUGUUUCUAGGAAUCAACCACUAGAAACGAAGAGAAGUGACAAAGAAGUGACUGUAUCUACGAGCAAAGUAACUCAAAUAGCAGAUGUCAUUGUAGAGGCCUUUCCAUUGCAACCUGUUACUCAGCCUACUUGCAUUUUGGACGAAAAUUCUGAUGAAGAAAGGGAUUUGAACAGAAGCUUAGUAGAAAAAGAUGUCGAAAAGGUGUUGCUGGAGCCAGUAUCUGACACUUCUUUAUCCAGUGGAACGGAUCUGUUAGAUAACUCUUUCAAGGUUGAUGAUAAAGCAGAAAAGCUAGCAGAUUCGUCGCUUCAACAGGAGUCCAAAUUGCCGGAUGAUAAAGAAGUGAAACACAGGACAGAAUUUCAAAUAGGAAACUCAAAUUCUUUUGCCACCAAAGAUGCCAUCGCACAUGAUGCUCAUGUUGGCAUAGAUGUUGAAAUGAAGGCAACUCAUAAUGAUAUGAAAAGUUCUGAAGCUAAGGUUGUAAAUGCAGCAAAUGGCGCCCUCACCAAAACAAUAGACAGACCGCAUGCCACCAAGAACAGCAUUGCGCCAAUCACCCAACAGAAAGUUAUUCAAAAUAAAUCUGAUGCACAACAUAGCAGCAACUCUCGGAAAGGGAGCACUCCGACUUUAGAGAGAAUUAAGAUUGAAUCAUGGGAAGGAACAUCUAAGAAAUCAACAAAAUCGGAAAGUAACCCGGUGGUGGCUGCUUUUAAAUCUUUUGUAGCUUCCUUUGUAAAAUUUUGGUCUGGAUGAAGCUUGAUUGUGGUAGUUUUAUAUGAAAUUUUUGCAUUAUCAGCCAAACUAAUGUGUAAACUUAGUAGAGCCAUGAUAUGGGGAGGUUAUUUCCAAAUAUUACGUGGGAGAAAUACUUGCAUAUGAUGAGGUAAUGAGCUUGCAUAUACUCGCAUCCCUUUGCUGUCGGUAUGCUUAGCAGAAAUAUUUGUGUCGAUUCUGACCAAGCUGUUGCCGAAAACGACUAAUACUUUGUACGAUCAUGAGGAAGAUAUCCUGAAAUUGACUGCGAAUCGAAGCAUUUCUUGUGAGUA
Molecule: messenger RNA, 1915 nt
Organism: Mercurialis annua (annual mercury)
Lineage: Eukaryota; Viridiplantae; Streptophyta; Magnoliopsida; Malpighiales; Euphorbiaceae
Exons: 5
Coding region: 150-1622 (490 amino acids)
Source: RefSeq, a predicted model, not a curated record